This is a messenger RNA of Pogonomyrmex barbatus (red harvester ant), 1771 nucleotides long. It is a transcript of the gene beta4GalT7, whose product is annotated as beta-1,4-galactosyltransferase 7. Lineage: Eukaryota; Metazoa; Arthropoda; Insecta; Hymenoptera; Formicidae. The record is from RefSeq and is a predicted model, not a curated record. Gene Ontology annotation, cellular component: Golgi apparatus. Gene Ontology annotation, biological process: carbohydrate metabolic process; proteoglycan biosynthetic process. Gene Ontology annotation, molecular function: xylosylprotein 4-beta-galactosyltransferase activity.
UGGAGCCUUGGACGAUGCAUGAAAAGGUGCCUUCAGGUCCAUAGUCGGGCAGAUUUUGCGAUCUGUAAAGUUGCAGCGGCGAAUAGCGAUGAAUUCUGUCGCGAAGUGAUACGAGUGACAUGACUGAUACGCUUGUGCAGACAUCGUUAGUCAGAAUAUAACAAUGCGGGAAUUGUGCACGUGGAUCGGACUGGUAUGUGAUGCUCGCGAGUUCGCAGCACAGAGAGAUGUGUGCACCUUGCACGGAUGUUCGCAAGAGAUUUCAUCAUUCGAGCUAGUACAGCGAGAGGUGCUUCUUUGCCCCUCGACGAAGUGUCGCUGAUCGGGCAACUUGUAUAUGAACUCUAAAACAAAGGAAAAGGAAGGGUCUGCGACGCGUUUCUCUCAUUAUCUCUUUGAAGGGAUGCAAUGAAUCUGAAAUUCCUCGUAUUAAUUUCACAUCGGAAUGCCCAUUCAGAAUUAUAUUAUCAAUCGACAGCUGCGAAUGAUAAUUUUAAGGAUUACAACAGUCCUUAAAAUUAAGGUGACUAUCAGUCACCUUCUUCCAACAUAAUUAGAUAUUUAAGUAUUGUGAGAACAAUACUUGAAUGAUUGAGCUCUUAUUCUCUAAUAACAAUAGAGAAGUGUGAAGAAAAUUUUUCUUUUUCAAGAAAGAAGAAAUGCCACUAAAAGAUAUUAAUGGAUUAUUAAAGCAGCAUUUCUGUAUCAAUUAAUGCUCGCAGAGUUUAUAUUUUUUUAGAUAAUUCUUUUGUAAACUUUAGUCAACAUGGAUAACAUUUGGAAAAGCAUAAGAUUUAAAUAUAUCUUUGCUUGUAUCUUGAUUACCUUCAUUAUGUCAUGUAUAAUCAGUAUAUCGCCCAUUAGUAUUGAUGAGUGCAAGUGCGAAACCAAUACUCAAUCAAGUCAACACCUCAAGCAAAUAACUAACGAAAUUAAUGGACAUAAGAAGAGAGCUGAGCAUCGAUUGGCCAUACUAGUGCCAUUUAGGGAUCGUUUUGAAGAACUGUUGAUAUUUGUACCACAUAUGCAAAAAUUUUUGGAUAAACAGAAUAUUGAUUAUCAUAUAUUUGUAUUAAAUCAGGUGGAUAGAUAUAGAUUCAAUCGAGCGUCUCUUAUAAAUGUAGGUUUUCUCGAAACAGAGAAAGCAUUUGAUUAUAUUGCGAUGCAUGAUGUAGAUUUGUUGCCUAUAAAUGAUCAGUUAUCAUACGCAUAUCCAAGUGCUGGACCUCAUCAUAUAUCAUCACCAGACUUGCAUCCACGAUAUCAUUAUUUUACCUUUAUUGGCGGCAUACUGCUUAUUAAAAGGGAGCAUUUCAUACAAGUCAAUGGGAUGUCUAACAAAUAUUGGGGAUGGGGUCUUGAAGAUGACGAAUUUUAUGUUAGACUGAAAGAGGCUGGCUUAAGUGUCAGUCGUCCGCAAAAUAUAUCAACGGGAACGCAUAAUACAUUUAGGCAUAUACACGAUAGAAAUCAUAGGAAGCGAGAUAUGAUGAAGUGUUAUAAUCAACGAGAAGUUACCAGAAAACGAGACCGACAAACUGGCUUGAACAAUGUCUCGUAUAAAAUAUUGGAUACAAUCAAGAUGACUAUAUCAGAUACUUCUUUAACAGUGAUUAACAUCUCCUUGCUCUGUGACAAAUCAAGUACGCCUUGGUGCGAAUGUGAGAAACUAGUCGGAUCAAAAGAAGGGAGGUCGAAAGAGAAAAAGAAGACUAAUAAUAAUAAUAGUAAACUUGCCACUGGGCUGUAAUUAUAUUCCUAGUAAUUUAAU